This is a messenger RNA of Trichomonas vaginalis G3, 2427 nucleotides long. RefSeq names its product clathrin binding. The coding region runs from base 1 to 2427 and encodes 808 amino acids. The record is from RefSeq and is a predicted model, not a curated record. Gene Ontology annotation, cellular component: membrane coat. Lineage: Eukaryota; Parabasalia; Trichomonadida; Trichomonadidae. Gene Ontology annotation, biological process: intracellular protein transport; vesicle-mediated transport. The transcript has a single exon.
AUGUCUAAUCUCUUCGACGGAGAAGCGAAGGGUGAAGUCAAGCAGCUUCGCGACGAUCUCGAUGGCAACGAUCCACAGGUGAGAAAAGUCGCUGCAAAGCGCGUCAUCGCCUUGAUGAGACAAGGUGAUAACGUUCAAUGGCUCUUUUCCUCUAUGUUACGGUGCGUUAAAACCAAUGACUUGGAGCUCAAGAAACUCACAUACUUAUAUCUCACUACAUAUUCAGCGCAGGAACCAGAACAAGCAAUUAUGGCAGUCAACACAUUCAUUCAGGACUCACAGGAUUCAAACCCAUUAGUCAGAGCUCUUGCUGUCCGUACAAUGUGCCGCAUUCGCCUUGAAAGUGUAGCCGAAAAUAUGAUUCUUCCACUUAAACAGAGAUUAGCCGAUACCGAUCCCUACGUUCGCAAGACAGCCGCAUUUGGUGUUUCAAAGUUAUACGACGUUAUUCCCGAAGCUGUCGAAAAUGCCGGAUUAUUUGCCGAGCUUCUCAAACUUUUGAAGGAUGAAAAUCCAAUGGUUGUUUCAAACACAACAGCCGCAAUCUGCGAAAUCAACGAGAAGAGGACCACACCAAUCUUUGUUCUCAAUGGUGAGACAGUUGGUCCAAUCCUCUCUGCAAUUACAUCCUGCUCCGACUGGUGCCAGACAGUUAUGUUCGAUGCCCUUGCCCGCUACAAGCCAGAGUCCUCUGAAGAUGCUGUAUACCUCAUCGACCGCUUGAUCCCAUAUUUGAAGCACGCCAAUCCAGCAGUUGUUAUCGGCGCAUUCAAGUGCAUCUUCAACUUCAUGGAGAAGGAUUCCCGUGGUACAAACGAAUUAUUCACACAGAUCAUUCCUCCAUUCAUCACUCUUGUUACUUCAGCAGAACCAGAAAUUCAGUACAUCGUACUUAGAACACUUACUCUCUUCGUCCUCAAGUAUCCAAAGGCUCUCUCUAAGGAAAUCCGCGUAUUCUUCUGCAAGUACAACGAUCCAUCUUACGUCAAGAUGCAGAAACUCGACAUCAUCGUUACAAUCUGCGCCCCACAGACAGCUCAGCUUGUCUUGGAUGAACUCGCGGAGUACUGCAAUGAAGUUGAUGUCGCUUUCGUUAGAAAGGCAAUUCGCUGCAUCGGACAGAUCGCAAUCAAGAUAGAAGCCGCCGCCCGCCGCUGCGUAGAUAUCCUCGUCUCACUCGUAAAGGGUAAGGCUGACUACGCUAUCGAAGAAUCUGUCAUUGUCGUAUGCGACAUCCUUCGUAAGUUCCCAGGUAUCUUCGAGUCAAUCAUCACAAUUGUCUGCCAGAACCUCGAAGCUAUUAAGGAGCCACGCGCUAAGGCUGCAGCUAUCUGGAUCCUUGGUGAAUACGCAUCCCGCAUCGAUUCCAUCGAUGUUCUCAUAGAUCCAUACCUCGAUACAUUCCAUGAUGAGCCACCUCUUGUCCAGCUCCAGAUCCUCUCCUCUCUGAUCAAGAUCUACAUCGAGAAGCCAGAUGACACCCGCGACCAGUUGCAGUACAUUCUUACAGAGGCUACUAAGGACAACAAUGUCCCAGAUGUCAGGAACAGAGCCAUGAUCUACUGGCGCUUGCUCUCAUCCGACUCACAGUCCGCUAAGGACAUUGUCAUCUUCUCUAAGGAGACAGUUGUCCACAGUGGUGCUCAGUACGAUGAUGCCGUUCUCAAGGAGCUUAUGUCCAACAUGGGCAGCGUUUCCGGCAUUCUCCACGUUGUCCCAGGCGAUUUCGUCAAGCGCACAAGAUUCAGCCCAGAUGAAGACGAUGAUGUUGUAGAAGACUACGAAAUCCACAACUGGAUGCCAAUGAAGUUAAACGAUACAACAAUUGUUGAUGCCCUCUUCGACGCCAGCCAAACAACACUUUUCUUGAAGCUUACAAACAAAAUGCCAGCUCCACUUACAGAUUUCGCUCUCGCUGUCGACAAGAACGCUGUAGGCCUCACAUUGAACGGCCAGGCCAACUUCCCACAGACACUCGACUUCGGAGCAACUUGCGAGGUUCAAGUACCAAUCAAAUACGACGCAAACGCUGCAUCUAAAUUCGAUACUCCAUUUGUACAGCUCGCUAUCAAGACAAGCGCUGGAAUGGUUAUGGGUAUGGCCCGUAUACCAUUCGAGUUCGCUACAUUGCCAAGCGGAGACAUCGGCCAGGAUAAUUUCAGAACAGCCUUCAACUCUUACCAGAAUAACGCUGAAACAAGACUUACAGGAAUGACACUCGCUGAUACUGGAAAACUCGCUUCAAGGAACUUGUUCGUUGUAGGUUCCUCGAAGGGACACCAUUAUGUCUCUUUCUCAUUCAAGAAUCAGGCAUUCGUGGCUGAGGUAUUCCAGGAGGGCAGCGAUAUUGUUAUUCAGCUUAAGUCUGACGCUACAACCAUGAUGCAGGGAGUUAUCGCUGAUGCUAAAUGGCUCUUCGCCGCUUAA